Tetrahymena thermophila SB210 is the source of this 843-nucleotide messenger RNA. RefSeq lists its product as hypothetical. The transcript has a single exon. The record is from RefSeq and is a predicted model, not a curated record. NCBI's taxonomy places the organism in Eukaryota, Ciliophora, Oligohymenophorea, Hymenostomatida, Tetrahymenidae.
AUGGUAAUCAAAUCAAUUUUAUUUAUAACUAUACAAAGUGAGAAAUCAGAAUCAGGAAAAUAUGCUUAAAUUACUUUUAAAAUUCUAAUAUUCUAAAAUUUGAAAUAUCAUAACACGAAUUAAAUUAUUGAUAUCUUAAUCAAAUCUAAAAAAUAAAGGAAUAAAGUAUCAACCUAACAUUAUAUAUAAUGUAAAAAAAUAGUGCUAAAGAUAUUAUAGAUUAAUAGUAGAAAAACUAAUAUGCAUGGCAGAUAAUAGAGGAAAGCUGCUCUUACUUGGAUGAUAAUAUUGUAUAAAUAAAAAAUAAAUGAAGAAAGGUUCUAAAAUAAAAUAAGAUAAUAAAAAUUUGUAUUGCUUUAGGAACUGGCAAAACACCAUUUUCUGCAUAUAUAUAUCGCUUAAACCUUUAGGUUAUUAGCGAAGAGUAUUGUUGCAGAAGUAGAGCUUUAAUUAUAUUUUUCUGAUAUGAAAAAUCAAAUGUUUAGUGUUAUUGGGUAGUCUGAUACAGAGUCAGAAACUUUAUAGCCUAACUUUUUUAAGUUGGAUAAUGAAACUCUAAUUUUUGACUGUUCUGGAUUGCUAGAUAGCAGAGGUGUAGGAGUUGAAAUAACUAAUUCUUAUUGUCUUUAAUAAAACUAUUUGCUAUUCUUAAAAUAUUAAAUUCUUGUUAGUCUUGGAUGGAUAGUCCUUUCAAUAAUAAACUCCAGAAAAGCGUAAUAGUCUAAAAGCUACUUUGGAAGCUAUCUUUUUUUAGUAGAAUCAACUUAUAUAGAUUUUUCAAAGAAUAUUACUAUUGUUUUCAAUAGAACAGAAAAGAAUGAAUCACUUAAAAGCAUAAUUUGA